Molecule: messenger RNA, 795 nt
Organism: Raphanus sativus (radish)
Lineage: Eukaryota; Viridiplantae; Streptophyta; Magnoliopsida; Brassicales; Brassicaceae
Exons: 2
Coding region: 131-616 (161 amino acids)
Source: RefSeq, a predicted model, not a curated record
UCCUCCAACACCCCCUUGCUGCUGUUUUGUUCUUUUCAGAAAUCAUAACUGUUUUCUUUCGGCACGUUUGUACCUUUUAUCAAAGACAAGAUUAGUGAUCUGGUGUUUCAAAGAACCAACAUAUGUUUUGAUGAGGGUUUUGCUGUGUAAGAUCCAGUGCCCUUCUUUCAUCUGCUUCUCUAAGCCUUCUACUUCUACUCACAUCUAUGCAUCAGGGUCGCUGAGAUUGGAGAACACGCCUGGAGUGUCUUCUUCCACUACUACUACUGUUGUUGAUGAUGAUCAUUAUGUUGAUGCACAUGUAGAAGAUGUUGAUGGUUUGUUGAAUGAGGUUAGAAAAGAAGAUUGUGCUAUAGAGAAGGUCGAAGAUUGCACCCUUGAGGAGAAACAAGAAGAAGAUGAGGGUCAAACUCAUGGGGAGAUCAUCCUGAAAAGCAGUUUCAAGAAGGAGGCUUUAGACUCAGCAGUUGGUGAGAGAAUGGAGGAGGAGAGGAAGAAGGUACAGUGGGUGGAUUUGAUGGGGAAAGAACUUGCUGAGAUCCGUGAAUUCGAGUGUAGCGAAGAAGAUGAUAUCAGAUAUGAUGGCGACAAAAGCUGUGUUUGCAUCAUUUUGUGAUCAGUUGAGUUUAGUUUUUUGCCCGAUGGUGAGAGGUGAAGAAGCUCGCUGGAGAUUCAGCCCUGUUCCUCUUGUGGCUUUGGCGUUGGGAAAAGUAUAGAUUAAGGUAGUACAUAUGGUAGAAUUUGCAGUUGUUUUCAUCAGCCAAUCUACAAUUGCUUGCUUGAGGUUAUAUGAUG